This is a messenger RNA of Owenia fusiformis, 2609 nucleotides long. NCBI's taxonomy places the organism in Eukaryota, Metazoa, Annelida, Polychaeta, Sabellida, Oweniidae. The record is from the annotation of a GenBank genome assembly.
CUCACCACAUGUUUUGAAGAUGGCCAACCUUCCUUCGGAAAUUGAGGUGCAGUUUGCCCAAAAACUCGCUUCAAACGAAAAGAAGUACAGAGACAGAGCCGUCAAGAAGUUGAGGAAAUGGAUAGAAAUACGAUCCUCGCAGGAAGUCGGUGGCUUUACAGAGGAACAGUUGGUCAAGAUAUGGAAAGGUCUUCAUUAUUGCAUGUGGAUGGCAGAUAAGCCCCUCAUACAGGAGGACUUGGCAGACUCUCUUGCCAGUUUGAUGCAUGCGUUCAAAACACAUGAUGGUGCUAUCCAAUAUAUAGACAUCUUCAUACAGACAAUAUGCCGUGAAUGGUUUGGGAUUGAUCGACUACGCUUGGAUAAGUUCAUGAUGCUAAUGAGGAGAACAUUUAGGCAAAGUCUACAAUUGUUAAAAGCUGGCAAGUGGAAGAAACCACAAAUAGAGAGCCUGUUAGAGGUGUUUAAGAAGAUGGUGAUAAAUGGAGGACAUAAUGCGGCCCCUGAUGGUGUACGCUUCCAUUUUGCUGAUAUGUAUCUGGAUGAGUUAACCACUGCAGGAGCUGAGGAGUUAUCAUCUGAAGAAACUCUAAUGUUUCUCAAGCCUUAUAUGGAAGUGAUUGCAAUAACACCAAACAAAGCUCUGAGGGACCACGUUGUCAACAAUGUUUUUAAUGAAAUCAUAUUAGAAGCUGUACAGAAGGUGGAGGAUGAAGCCAUACAAGACGAAGACGAAGAAGAUGAGGAGACUGAUGCAAAGUUGCAGUAUAACUACACCGCCAUAGCAACCAGUUUGUUUGAGCUUGCUGCAGAUAGUAAGAAGUCGUUGCCGAGGAACAGACCUAUUUUAUACCAACUCAGAGACAAGUUCACUCAGCUGUCCCAAGGUACUUUGCCUGUGGAGGAUCUAUCCAGUGGUUCUGACGAUUCCCUUACUGAGGAGCACGUCAUCAAGGCAACCAAGAGACUGCAGAAGUUCUAUACAAACACACAAGAGAAGGAGAGUAGGGCGGAAAAGAGAAAAAGGCGGAAGCAGCAGAGACUUGAAAUGAUGUCAGAUAUGGAAGAACCAGCAGCAAAGAAGAGCAAAACAGAUGAGAGAACGGACACUUCACCUCCUAAAGACAUUGUUAAAACUAAAAAGAAGAAUAAGUUUAAAGAUAAAACAAAUGUGAAAAAUAAAGCGAAAGACACUGGGGAUAGUACUGGAGAGGAUUUAGAUGAACUUACUACUCAAGAAAGUAUAGAAAACCCUCCUCCCCUAAGUAAUAAGAAAAAGCUGAAAAAGAAGCGAAAAUUAGAAAUUGACGAAUCUAGUGCAAUUUCAAAUGUGAACAAUGAUAAUGAAAUUCAACAAAAUGAUACUCCAGUUGAAGAAGUUGAAGCACCAAAAAGUAGCAAGAAAGAGAAGAAAUUAAAAAAUAAAGAAAAUAUUGAAAAUGUAGCAACAAAAGAACCUACUUUAGAAUCAACUCCGUCUUUACCCAAAAAAAUGAAACUUAAAGAUCAACCUAAAACUCCUGAUGUCAUCAAAUCUAGUUCGAAGAAAAAAGCAAAGAAACUGAAAACUGACGUAGAAUCCUCAAGCACCUCUGAUAAACUUGAAACUCCGAAGACUAAGACGUUGAAACAUGACAGUAAAAAACUCGUAAAAUCAAGCAGUAAAAAAGCAUUAAAGAAAAACAAAGCUGAAGCCACUACUAAUGAUUCGCCUAAAGUUAAACUCUUUGAAACAUCUGAAAAGACUAAAGAUAUGGACACUGGAUCUAACACAAAGAAAAAUGAAGGAGGGAAUCUUGAAGAAGAGGUGGAAAUUUGGAUACCGAACAAGAAGUAUAAAGCAAAGACUGAAGAGCCAACUCUGAAUAUAAAGAAGAAGAAACAGAGUCCUAAGACUGAGAAUAAACAACAGUUUGCGACAUUUACAAAAGUUCAGAAAACGCCACCUGCAUUUGUGAAAAAGUCGAUGGAUAAGCUCAAAACUCCAAAAACAGAGCCCAAGAAACACAAACUGAAGAAUAUCGGUGAGGUCCCAGGUUCUGCCCCUAAUACUCGCUCGAGGAGAAUUAGCUUUGGCAAACCUAAGGUGCAAGCCUAUGCAGAGAGUCUCAUAAAAAGCCCCAAACCUGCGUUUGACCCAGAUGCCAAGCCAGAGAAUGGGAUUCUAAAGACCCCUCCAAAUAAGAUAAUUUUUAGUAAAGUGAAGACACCCAAGUCUGGGAAACUUCACAAACACAGCAGCGCAGCAAAAUCAGGACGCUCCAAGGCAGCAGAUUUUUUCUAAAAUGAAGAUUGGAUUACUCUAGGGGUUGAUGUUGAAUGGUGCCAUCAUGAAGUAAAUGUUGACACUAUAAUGUGAUUAGUGCCAAUUUUGAUGUGCAUGAAAAGUGCCCCUUUAGAAUAUUAGUGCCACAGAUCUGUUGUGAAUUUCCUGAAUGGACAAGAUGGCUUGAUUAUUGAAUAGCUGCUCAUCAGAAUGUUUGAAUGGAAAUCGAGUUUUACAUAAAUACGUUGAGUGAAUGACAAACAUUCUCACAAUGAUGUGAAAGAAGAAAUAGCUUAAUUAAUAUCAAUAUUGUCAGCACGGUUGGAACUAAAUGCCUUAUGGG